AGUUUUAUUGUGACGGGGGUCUCCGGAAGUUUGAGAUUAUAUAGUAAACAACUUGACGCUGCUGCUGUCAGAGUAGUGUGUUCCUGGAAAGUGUGUGGAUGUUCAUUUAAUUUGGGUCUUUCUCUCCUUGUUGUUUUGUUAGGCUUCGUCAGAAUAGAUGGGCUCCUGAAAGAGAUGCAGGGUGGAGCGGCUUCUUAACUGGACGUUUAAAGACGCUUCGGUCCCUCCUGCCCCGUUGUUAUGGAGCAGCCACCUGGGAGCUUAGAUGAUCUACAGCCUGAAGACCUCUCCAGCGUCCCCACAGUGAUCGACCUGACCAGGAAAGGUGAGGAAUGUGUCCUCAACGCCACGUCCCUGGAUGCCCUGCGGGUGGUCAAGAGCCCCGGCUGGUACCCAAACUCUGGGACCAGCAACCCUGGAUUACCCUCCUCAGAGACCGGCUCCCCGGACGUCACUCUCCAAUCAGGGGAUCAAAUUCAACCAGACAAUGCCUUCUCCCACACUACAGUCACCCUCUCCUACGUGAGCAGGUCUCACGUCUUCUCCGCUCAUGACUCCCUGUCUCAACAUUCUCCUCUGUACAGUGUACCACCCAUCAGCAAGUUCUCCCUUCAGCCUCCUUGUGAGUCUGAGAAAGGGCUUGGGGUGACUGGCUAUGCACUGAACCAGCAUUACGAGGAGGAUGUUGACAGGCCCGUGGACCUCGCCACCCAGACAGAACUUUUUGAGUCAUUGUCUCAGGCUCAGGUGGCGCCAGAGAACAAUGGUGGCAUACUUUUAACGCAGCAGCCUCAUGAGGUCAAUGGUGGAGUCAUUUCCAGUGAUGGGGAGGUGGAUAAGCCCCUGCAAGGCGAAGAGGAGCAGAGCCUUUCUCAGAAAACAGAAGACAGUGUGGGGUUGGAGAACGGUCAAGGUGACAGCUCGUCAACUUCAGGGGUGUGUGCUGAAUCCUCACCGGAGACUCUCACCCCUGCUACAGGGGAGGAUGAGGGGGGCUCUGAGGUGCUCUUUCUCAUGUCUAAGAAACAGGACCCAGUGGUGGUCCCUAACAACAACGUGGGUGCUAGAGACCUGUGUUCAUUGAGCAGGGAGUACAUCAGUGCUCUGGAGGACCCCGUCUCCCCCUCCGCUACCUCACUGGACGAUGUAGAGGAUGUGUUCGUCCUGCCUCAGGCCUCCAGCUCGCCCAGCGGCGACAACUUGUUGCUGGAGACGGCCGAUGAGGUUGUGUGGGAUGGCUCGAGUACAGAAGGGGCCAUUCAGCUGAACUCUGGCAUCAGCGAUACUACCACAAAGUUAGAUGCAAGCAAUGAAAAUAAGCAGCCUUUUCAUAGACGAAAGGCAGUGUUGGAUCCUUUGAUCGAUUUGACAGAUGAUGUUUGUUUGUCAGAUGUUUCAGAAGAAAAACCCAAGACUGUCAUUCCACACAUGAACGGGAAUGCAAAGGCACUACAGAGGACUUUAAAAGAAAAGAAACUGCCAAUGCGUUCCGGGAGAGGGACGCGGUUAGAGGCUAUAGUCAUGAAUAUAAAUUCCAGCAGGUAUAAAGUGUCAGGAUGCAUACGCACCAAUAAGAAUGCCAAGGCUUCCCAAACAACAGUUAGCGAUUCAAACUUAGCUAGUCCUAAGAAGAUGGCCACCCUGUCAGCAGGAAAGAAGAAAAGCAGAGCGAAGGCGUCUCUCUCAGUGAAAACAAAAAAAGCAGUAACCCCAGUGAAACGGGGUAAAAAUAAUAGCAUUAACACUGACAGUUGCAAAGACUCUACCUCUGAUUCUGAAAUCAUCAAUAAGUCUAAAAAGUCACAUAGCAGCACACCUCCAAAAAGCCCUCAGUUUGUUUCACACAAGAGGUCAAGGAAAGAGCCAGAGGAUGUUUCACACCCCGGACACUCACCACACACUAGCCCUGUGAGGUCAAAGAGGAAACCCUCGGCAGUGUUAAGUCCUCAGUUUGCUGUGCACAAAAACUCAAAGAAGGAGCCAGAGCUUGUUUGUCACCCAGACCCCUCACUGGAAAUUCACCCGGCAAGAUUUUCCCCACCACCACCACCAACACCACCAACAACAAAAUCUCCAAAGAAAAGCCAAGGCGCAGCCAAAGGCAAGGCUACAGGUAGGAAAUCUUCCACUGCCAAGACGAAAGCUGCUCGCACUCCCAAGAGGAGACGAAAGAAACACACAGGGAGCCAGUCUUCCUCCAUGUUUUCCCCCAAGGAGCCUGAGAUCAAGUUGAAGUAUGUCAACUACAAGGAGGAGAAAAGGGACUUGAGGAUGGACAGUUUUUCUCCGUUCGUCCGUGUGGAGCGUCAACAGUCAACGCCGUCACUGUGUACUGUAAUCAACUACCCCGAGGAGGUAAGGACACAACACAAGAAGGGCCAGCAGCAACAGGGUCACCCCAGUGGCUUCAUUUCUGCAGUUGUACCCAGCACUUCCUGUCUCCAGCUGGGCCGGGCGUCCACACACAGCCAGCACCAGCGCUCUCUUGUCUGCUGCCUGUGUGGGCAGUCAGCCAAUGCCAUGGACUUGGGAGAUCUCCAUGGCCCCUACUACCCUGAGGGGUACCAGCCAAGCACCAAAAGACCAGCCAGCACGUCGGGCCUCAAAGAGGAUGAGGACUACAGCGAUUCAGACUCUUCGUCCUGCAGUAUCAGGGGCAGGGGGAGGAAGCGUGCCAUUCCACCCACUCCGUGGGCCCUCCGGCCAGGGGCUCAGCUAAAGCAGAAGGGCCUCCUGGGGAGCCACCGGUGGACCGGUGACAACACCAGUAGCCCUGCAGCUAAGCGGGCUAAGUCAGACGCCGGCUCUGCAGAUGUGGAGGACUGGUACAGCCCCCCUGUGCUGCCUCUGGAGCCCUGCGAGUACUGGCUCCAUGAAGACUGCGGCAUCUGGUCCGCAGGCGUGUUCCUGGUGAAGGGCAAAGUCUACGGAUUGGAGGAGGCUGUCAAGGUGGCCCAGGAGACGAUGUGCUCAGCCUGCUGUGACCCAGGUGCUACGCUGGGCUGCUUCUUCAAAGGCUGUCCCAAUAAAUACCACUACAGGUGUGCUCUGGAGUCAGCAGACUGUGUACUCAUUGAAGAAAACUUCUCCAUGAAGUGUAAAAAGCACAAGAACAAGACAUUCAAAGCCCCCCCAGGGAGCCGCUGGGACGACAGGUGACACAGUUAGCGGUAAUCUCUUGUGACAUUCACCUGCAAAAUUCCUGCAGGGACUCUCCUUCUCCUUCUGCUGGUAACCAUGGCGACUGUGGACCAGGGUUCUUCUGACUGACAGCUAGCACCCGUAAACCUUAACUUCACCCUCUGCUCUUCAACUGCACUGUUAACCCCCGACACUGUGACUGCAGGAGCCCAGUCACCGAUCCUCCCUCAGUCCAGUCUGACGGUACUCAUCAGACGAUGAGGAAACCUCCUCUCACUUCCCUUAAAGUAACAUGCUGAAUUUGUCAUUUGUGUUAUCACUUUGUAGUUAUUUAUAUGGAUUUUUUUCCUGGAUUAAAUAUGAAUAACAAUCAAAGAUAUUUAAUUUUUUAAAGAUUUUGUAAGUAUUUGAUUAUAUUUGGUUUAUUUAUUCCUGGAGUUUCUUAUUGGCUUCUUGAGCAGUUGUCAAAGAGGUUUGAUUGUGUGUUUUUUAAGUUAUUGGUAAAGUAGUAGUUGUUGAAAUAUCAAGCCAGUCAAGUAGAUGCUGGUUUUAUUAAAGAAAGGAGAGAAAAAGGGCUGGUCGGUCGAGAAAUGACCCUCAGUUAAUCCUCACAGAACAAGGUACCUGAUUCUUAAAUGUUAUUGGAUGCUGUCAACACACCAGGGUCUGUAUUCAAUAUAACACCUUUUUGGAUAAUCACAUAAGGCCUUCUGUUUUGUUUCACAAAACGUGGGGCUAUAGGCAAGUCUCAAAUUCACCCAAACGACACUUGCACUAAAACGUCGGACCCAGUUGAUGUUAUGGAGGGAACUGAACAGUGUGUGUUUGAAUGUAUUCUCCCCAAUACGAGGGGUUUUUGCAGGAAGCACUUUGGAGUGGCACUGAACACGUCUGGUCCUCUGCUCUGGCUGCAGUAUUACCGUCUUCAGCUGACUGCCCCGCCCCCCCCCCCCCCCCUCCCUGUCGUAUCGUUUGCUUCUGGCUCUCUCAUGUGGUUCUUUGAGGUUCACAGGUCAUUAAAAAGAACCACAUCUUAACUGUCAUGUGAUUUUUUUUUUUUUUUUAUUUGGCUUCAAGCACUUUGGCCUCCCACAUCAGGCUGGGAGCGUUUAAAUGCGCCCGUGUUGUGUUCGUCUUCACGGCCCAGAAUAAGUUAGUAUCUUAAUGGAAUUUGAAUGAAAUAGAUUGUGAGCCCUGCUGGAGGAAAAUAAAUUGAAGCAGGCUCAGUUUUUUUGUUGUUGUUUUUUUUUCCUGGAAAUAACACACAAGUCAUCUAUUGUUUACUGGGAUUCUCCUCUGUCGGAGCGGCAAUAUCUUCUUUCUAAUCAGUUUCAUUUUCUGAACUUUGUGGCACAAUAUUCACGUCAGCUCGCCUGUGCUGCUGUUGAUCGAACCUCAACAGACAUUAUUCUACUUUUUUAAAACUACAGGACCGUUCAGCUGCUGAAUCACUCACUUUCGACUAAGGUUAAAGAAGGAUGCAUGUUUGCAGAUGUAGCUGACAUGGGAAAUCUUUGGUUUACAUCAAUCCAUCAAUCUACUUCGAUAGGAAUGGCCGUUCUAGUAUUAAGAUUCCUGUUCUGAUGUAUUUUUUAGUUCUUAACUUGGGCCUAAAUGGUGUAUUUCCUCCAGAACCUCUCUGAAAAAGCCUUAUCUGAUGUACAAGAGGUAUACACAGUUUUUCCUACUCACUAGCUUGCGGUGCAACGACAAAUCAGUGGAUGUACAUGGCCUUCCUUUGGACAUCCCAAUGACUGAAGGCAGCUUGCAUGCACUUUUCUGCUGCAGACUUUGUUGUUGUUGUUAAUACCAGGGGCCUGAACCCUCCUACCACACAGGUACACUCUUACUCUCUGGGACUUGUGUAAACCAUGUACUGACUUUAGUUCCCAGUGUAUUAGUACCUGUUGAAUCAGGUGUGGAGGUCAGGGCUUUGGCCUGUCAGCCUGCCUGUUUGUUUUAGAGAAAAGUCUAUGUGAUCAGUGUUGGUGUGACGUCUCCGUGUACUUUUGCAUAGCACCAUUAGGGGCAGCGUUGUGCUGUCUGAGACCAGUGUGUGAGCUCCAUUUAAGCCACUGCUCACUAUCCACACAGAUGGAGCUGAAGGCUUCGGCUGCUUUGUGUCUCACCAGCAGAUGCAGGACACAACACACACUCUCACACACAUACACACAUAUACCCAAAUUUCUUGAUCCUGAAACACCACGUCUCUUUCAGUUGUGCCAUUUUUGUUUUUUGUGUAUUUUAUACUUUGUUGCAGUGAAAUUGAGUGUUUUUUUCUUUUUUUACAAGCAGCAACACAAACAUUUUUACCGUAUUUUGGUUUUUGUUUAAAAGCAGUUGUUUGCAUUGUACCAAAUACAGCUUUUGGAAUAUGUUUUAUUCUUACAAAGUGUUUGGAUUUUUCUAAUAUUUUGUCCGUGUGUUAAUCUCAGGGCUGAAUCUCAGAUAUUCUAAUGAUUUGAAUUUUAUUUUGUGAUUUUUGUUCAUUUGGGCUCAUUAUGUUAACCCCACAUUGACUGGAGCAAUGAUACAUGUAGCAGGAUGUGGUUAUCUCCUCAGAUGCAAAGCCUUCUGUCCUGGUACACACACCCCAUCACAUUCCAACACCUCGUCCACGUGUCUCUGUCAGUGCUGUGGUGUUUUUAGGUUUAACAUGGGACUAGGACUGCCAACUCGUGUCACUUUUUCCAUUGUCUUUCUUUUGUGGCAACUUUUUGUACCAUCUUGCCCACCUCUUGGAGCACCAGAGGUCAUGUAAUUGUCAAAAAUAAAUAUUUUGUUCAACGUU
Molecule: messenger RNA, 5932 nt
Organism: Thunnus maccoyii (southern bluefin tuna)
Lineage: Eukaryota; Metazoa; Chordata; Actinopteri; Scombriformes; Scombridae
Product: transcription factor 20
Exons: 6
Coding region: 241-3159 (972 amino acids)
Biological process (GO): regulation of transcription by RNA polymerase II
Cellular component (GO): nucleus
Source: RefSeq, a predicted model, not a curated record